Molecule: messenger RNA, 3984 nt
Organism: Rhizoctonia solani
Lineage: Eukaryota; Fungi; Basidiomycota; Agaricomycetes; Cantharellales; Ceratobasidiaceae
Product: Beta-glucan synthesis-associated protein (SKN1)
Exons: 27
Coding region: 1-3984 (1327 amino acids)
Biological process (GO): carbohydrate metabolic process
Cellular component (GO): eukaryotic translation initiation factor 2 complex; eukaryotic translation initiation factor 2B complex; multi-eIF complex
Molecular function (GO): RNA binding; translation initiation factor activity; ribosome binding
Source: RefSeq, a predicted model, not a curated record
AUGUCUCGACGCCAGUCGUCGAAACCCAGUUCGCCCGAUGAUGUGCCUUCCAACAUCGCAUAUGGGAACCGUUCUCCGCUGUCGCCGCAAUCAACACUGAAUGUACCACUCAUGAUGCGCGAACGGAACGUCGAGGCAGCCAUGAUGAAGCCUCCUACGACUGGCCUGUAUUCUUCAGUCGCAGCAAGUGCGAGCAAUUUGUCCCUCUCUUCGCGGGCUGAUACGCUCGUUGGCCAUGCUCCCCCCGGUAGUGUCACAUCCAAAUACAUGCUUACACCGGAUCCGUCCAAAUGGGGCACGAACGUCUACCUCAACGUUCCCGAGCCCGAUGACCAUCUCCAUAACCCUGACCCACGUCGGGACCGACUGAAUGAUGCAGGGGGUUCUGUUUUCAAUCCCCGAGCAUUGGUUAAUUUGGGGUGCCUGCUUAUUCUUGCCUUGGCGCUCACUGGGCUAUUUGCGGUAUAUCCGAUUACCGAUAGCUUUUUGCGCAAAACAGACACUCUAGGAGGAUACAAUCUUGGUGGAAUCAAUGCCUCUGGCCAGGUACCGGAAAUUACCGGGAAUUUCGCACUCAUCGACAAGGAUACUCCCAAGUCUGCGUACACUCACAUAUCCUUGGAAGACGGAAGCGAAUGGGACCUCGUGUUCAGCGACGAGUUUAAUACCGAAGGUCGUUCCUUUUAUCCUGGAGAUGAUCCGUACUGGGAGGCAGUUGACUUACACUAUUGGGGAACAAACAACCUUGAGUGGUAUUCGCCCGACCAGGUUACUACCAGGGGGGGUUACCUUAAUAUCACCCUGGAAAAGACCCCCUGGCAGAGAUUGGACUAUAAAGGCGGUAUGAUCGCAUCCUGGAAUAAAUUCUGCUUCACCGGAGGUUACUUUGUUGCGAAUGUCUCUUUGCCCGGAAGUAGCAAAGUUCAUGGCUUGUGGCCUGCUGUCUGGUCCAUGGGUAACCUCGGGCGAGCCGGUUUUGGAGCCAGUCUGGAGGGUAUGUGGCCAUACACUUAUGAUACCUGUGACGUUGGUACGCUUCCAAACCAAACCUUCCCCGAUCAUACGCCGCAUCUGGCUACCGUCGACGGUGAUAAAGAUCACGGCUAUGUGCUUUCAUACCUUCAGGGCCAACGUCUCAGUGCAUGUACCUGCCCCGGAGAGUCGCAUCCAGGGCCGAUACGUUCAGAUGGUACAUUCGUGGGCCGCGCUGCACCUGAAAUCGAUGUCUUCGAAGCCAUUAUCAAUGAUCAUGUUGGAUACGUCAGUCAAAGUGGUCAAUGGGCACCAUUCAACUACAAAUAUGUUUGGAAGAACACAACCGAAAACUUGCAUAUUCUGAGCGAGGAAACAGAGUUCAACACAUACAUCGGUGGUGUUUUCCAACAAUGCAGCAGUGGUCUUUCAAAGACGAAUCAGGCAUGUUACGAACAAGACGGCGGCUGCUUUGCUGUCUAUGGAUUCGAAUAUAGGCCCGGAAACGAUGGCUAUAUUCUCUGGACCAAUGACAAUGAGCCAGCUUGGAAAAUGUACGGAGCUGGGAUGGGUCCCGAUGACAAUGUCAAGAUUGGUCAGCGUCCCGUACCACAGGAACCUAUGUAUAUGAUCAUCAACUUGGGCAUUUCUCCUCAGUUUGGUGGUGUGGACUUUGAACAUCUGAAAUUCCCUGCGACAAUGCUCGUCGAUUGGGUUCGGGUUUAUCAGCACAAGGACCAUCAUAACAUUGGAUGUGAUCCGCCAGACUUCCCUACGAGGGACUAUAUUAAUACAUAUAUUGAAGCUUACACCAAUCCGAACCUGACCACCUGGGUGGACGAUUACAAACAGAAGAUGGAAGUCCACAAAAAAACCAUGUCCGCUCUCAAACUCUACCCCAAUCCCCUCGAACUUCGCUUUGAGAAUCUGCCCAUCCCAGAGAUUUCUCACCCAGAUGAUGCGAUUAUCAAAGUGAUUCUCGCUGGCCUAUGCGGUAGUGAUCUACAUGCGUAUCGCGGACUAGAGCCGUUUGAUGUACCGUACGUUACUGGUCAUGAGCUCGUUGGCGUCGUUGUGAGUCUUGGGGAAAGCUUCCAAAAGGCUGCAACCGGACGCCCAGAACUCUACUCGACGCUCAAGGUUGGCGACAAGGUCGUAUCGCCGUUCACAUCGUCGUGUGGCGAAUGCCGUCCAUGUCGGAUAGGAUUUACUGCUAGAUGUGUUCAUUCCUUGCUCUUUGGUUCGCCGCACCUACCUGGAGCGCAGGCCCAGUAUAUUCGCAUUCCUCACGCUGGAGGCACUCUAUUUAGGAUUCCCCAAGAUGACAGUCUCUUGGGGACAGAGCCCGUCGCUUGGAUCAGGACUUCGGAUGCUUCCCUAAUCCUGCUCGCCGACAUUCUUCCAACUGGAUACUUUGCGACUCUUCAAGCAAUUCAGCAUCCGAACCUGGCAUAUGCGUUUGCACGUAAAGCGUUUCCGGUUAUCCCGGACUUUGUGAAUGCGUUCGUUACCGGCGGUGAAGCGAUCAAAGUUCAGGAAGACGAUGCGAAGUUAGCGUUCGCGGUGAUUGGACUGGGCCCAGUAGGCUUAUGUGCGCUGGUCAGUUUAGUCGAGCUAUUAGGCUUGAGUGGAACGUCCAAUUUUGCAAUCGUUGCGGUUGAUCUCAAUGAAGCUCGUCGAGCCAAGGCCGAGGCUAUCCUCACUGCACUUGGGCCCACUGCUGGGGGUGUGAUCAGAGUCGUAUCUCUUGAAGAUGCGCCCAAUGUAUCUAAGGAGCUUUCUGGCGGACUCGGCUGUGACGCAGUGCUUGAGAUUGUUGGGAAUAACUCAGCCCUUCAACUGGCUUACGAGUUAGUUCGACCCUUUGGUGUUAUAUCAUCUGUUGGUGUUCAUACUCACCCUCAGUUCCCUCUUAACGGCGACGCUCUAUACUCUAAAAAUGUCAGUCUUGCGUUCGGGCGAUGCCCAGUCAGAUCGAUAUUUCCCUACUGUAUCGAACUUCUCAUGAGCCGUCAAGACAUAUUCUCAGUUGGUGGUGUGGCAGGGUUGAUUGAAGGAAUAGUUCCAUUUGAUGAAAGCUCAGUGAAGGAGGCUUAUCGCAUGUUCAACGAGGUGCGCCAGAUUGCUGAAAUGGGUGCAUAUGUCAAAUUGCUUGAAUAUGAUAAUAUUGAGGGAAUGAUUUUGCUUUCCGAACUGUCUCGAAGACGUAUCAGGAGUAUUCAAAAGCUUAUUCGAGUGGGUCGAAAUGAAGUUGUGGUCGUAUUGCGUGUGGACAAAGAGAAGGGAUACAUUGAUCUUUCGAAACGUCGUGUCUCUCCUGAAGAUAUCACAAAAUGUGAAGAGAAAUUCAUGAAGUCCAAGGCUGUGGCUUCUAUUAUGAGGCACGUCGCGACUAGGACAACCGGAGCCGUGGAAGAGACGCCAAAGGAGGGAGAGGCUGCUGCGCCCAAGGAUGAUGAGAAGCUGGAAGAGUUAUACGAACAGAUCGUAUGGCCGCUUGCUAGCAAGUAUGGUCACACUUACGACGCAUUCAAGCUCGCAUUGACCUCCCCUGACGUAUUUGAGGGCCUGAAUAUCUCUCAACCAGUGCUCAAUUCUCUGAUGUCCACUAUCGCCCGACGGUUGACUCCUCAGCCUAUCAAACUGCGAGCGGAUAUUGAACUCACGUGUUUCCAGCCGACUGGAAUCGACGCCAUUAAACGCGCUUUGACGGCAGGAGAGGCGGUUAGUACCGAGGCAGUCCCUGUCAAGGCUAAGCUGGUCGCGCCGCCAUUUUAUGUCCUUGGGACCAACGCGACAGAUAAGGUUGCUGGGGUGGAGGUUUUGGAAAAGGCGAUUGAAGCCAUCAAGGCAGCUAUUCUUGAAGACGGUGGUGAAUUAAACGUCAAGAUGAAACCCAAAGCAGUUUCCGAAAGCGAAGAUCAGGAACUGGCGGCGAUCAUGGCCAAGGCAAACCAGGAGAACCAGGAAGUUUCCGGAGACAGCGCGGAAGACUCUGCUCUGGAAGAUUAA